UCCCCCAAAUAGAAAGUAUAGCAACCGAACGGUGGUGAAAAAAAGGAAAAGAAGUGCUUUUUUUGUGGAAAAAUUUUACAGGCCAAGCGAAAUUAAAAACGCGAAGAGAAAAAGGCACACGAGUGUUCGGCACACUUGCUCACAUGUUAAAAUACCCUUCGAAGCAGCCUGCAUUGUACCAACUCCCUUUUUUUAGCACUUACGCAACGGCGCAAUGGAAGAUGGGGUCAUCAUAAGUGGGGAUUACAUCCAGAUGGAGAAAGACAAAGUAAAGAGAAUAAACGAACACAACUUCGAGCAGGUGCAUGACGUCGAAAGUGACAACUUAUACCGAAGUAAAUGCUCAGGCAUUUUAUUAAAAACGCCAUACUAUCCCUACAAAUAUGACAUUAUGAAUACGAGCUAUAAGUACAUGCCCAAGGUAGGCGACCUGGUGAUAGGCAUAGUGAAAUCGAAAAAAUUGGAUUACUAUCAGAUGGAUAUUAACUGUAAUUGUGAAUGCAUCAUACACAAAAUUGAAAGUUUUAAAUAUGCCACGAAGAACAGUUUCCCUAAUUUGGCCAAUGGCACACUACUCUACAUGAUUGUGGAGAAAAUAAAUUUGGAUAAUAACAGCGUUGUGGCUAGCUGCAUCAAUUCGUCUGACGUAAAGUCGUGGAUCAAUUAUGAGAAUUAUUUGGGCGAGCUGGUCGAUGGGUAUAUGUUCCCCGUUAGCAUUUCCUACGCCAAGAGUUUGAUUGGCGACAAGUGCUACCUUUUGGAUUUGAUUGGCGCAGACGUCAGUUAUGAAGUGGCGGUCGGCCACAACGGGCGGGUGUGGGUUAAAACGGACGACCCUCGCGAAACCAACAUGAUACACACCGCAUUGAAGUACUCAUUUGGGAAGACCAAAGCGCAGAUGGAUGUGCUGUGGAAGUCUAUUUACAACUUAGGCAAAAGGGACACUUAAAAAAAAGGAAGAAAACGGCAAGCAAGGGCGUAUGCGAAGGGGUAUGCGAAGGGGUAUGCGAAGGGGUAUGCGAAGGGGCGUAUCGAAGGCGUAUCGAAGGCACGGGGGAUCCCCCGCUGGGGGGUAUUCUCCGUUGGCCGCCUUAUCUUUUGGCGUAGGAUAUUUUUAACCGCGAUCCCUGGAGCUCGUAAUUUUGCAAAGCUGCAAAUGGGAAGGG
This is a messenger RNA of Plasmodium vivax (malaria parasite P. vivax), 1166 nucleotides long. Its product is annotated as exosomal 3'-5' exoribonuclease complex subunit, putative. The transcript has 4 exons. Gene Ontology annotation, cellular component: cytoplasmic exosome (RNase complex); nuclear exosome (RNase complex). NCBI's taxonomy places the organism in Eukaryota, Apicomplexa, Aconoidasida, Haemosporida, Plasmodiidae. The coding region runs from base 215 to 949 and encodes 244 amino acids. Gene Ontology annotation, biological process: poly(A)-dependent snoRNA 3'-end processing; exonucleolytic trimming to generate mature 3'-end of 5.8S rRNA from tricistronic rRNA transcript (SSU-rRNA, 5.8S rRNA, LSU-rRNA); TRAMP-dependent tRNA surveillance pathway. Gene Ontology annotation, molecular function: RNA binding. The record is from RefSeq and is a predicted model, not a curated record.